This is a messenger RNA of Fusarium verticillioides 7600, 1459 nucleotides long. RefSeq lists its product as hypothetical. The transcript is spliced from 6 exons. Lineage: Eukaryota; Fungi; Ascomycota; Sordariomycetes; Hypocreales; Nectriaceae. The record is from RefSeq and is a predicted model, not a curated record. Bases 108 to 1145 code for a protein of 345 amino acids.
GCUGCCAUCCGCCAGCGGCAUUUUCCUUCUUCAGUUACCCAUGUCCCCUUCUUGUCGCAUCUCUGUUCGGCGGUAGAACCAAGGCUGUGGCCGCCAGCCAAGCAUCAAUGAAUAUCAAUACUUCUAUUGCUAUACAAGCAGUAUUGCUUGCUCUAGCAUUAGUUGUUCUUGUUCUACGAUCCUGGGCGCAUUAUAUCCUCAAGCAGAACCUUCUCAAUCUGUCUGAUAUCUUCGCUUGGCUGGGAUGGGUUUUCAGCUUGGGAUGGUUUAUCUGCUCGACUCUCGCGCUCCUAAUUCUCAUCGAUAACCCUGCGAUCGGAUCCGAGCUGGUAGUCAAUAAUGUGGAGUAUUUGAAGACGGUGUUAGUGGCCGAGUACUUCUUUGAUACGGGGAUCUACUUUCCCAAGAUAUCCAUUGUUCUCUUCUACUGGACGUUGAUUCCCAGGGUUCUUGAAACCUUGAGAAAAGUGUUACUCGGAAUCUCAAUCUAUCUAGGUUGCGCCCUGCUUGCGUCGGUCCUCACGAAUACUCUCAUAUGCCUGCCUUUCUCUGAUAACUGGUCCAUCGAAAAUCAACUAAAGUCAGCUUGGAAUUCGUACCCUUCCUUCUGUAUUCAGUGGGCUCUCAACUUUUCCACUGAUUUGCUGAUAUUCGUCUAUCCAUUCUUUCUACUGAAGCACUUGAGAUUGCGCAAGGAACAAAAGAUCGGCCUCAUUGGCAUCUUUUCCUUGGGAACCAUCACCUUAAUAGUCAGCCUUUCGCGAUUCAUCGCAUACAAUGUCACCAACUUUGAGCUCGAGGACGAAUCCGGCAACACAUUGACCCUCGCCGAAAUGAGUACCGCCGUCAUCGUCGUUUGUCUCCCCGGCCUCCGAACAUUCAUCGUGCGAUCGAAAAAGUCUACAAAUCGCUCAUCCUCACACCAGCUCAGCGGCUACGGUACCCACACAAGGAUAGGAGUGGGACAAACAUCGAAGACGGGCGGACUUAAAGGACAAGGGCCACCAUCUUCGUAUGCAAAAUGGGGCGUGAGAGAUGAUGAGAUCGAGUUGGUAACUCACAUACGCGUUUCCCACGAACUGGCGAAUCCGGAUGCUUGUAGCGCGAGCGAGCAAAGCGCGACGAGUCGCAAUUUGGGAUUAUGAUAUUCACAAUAGAGCCUGGCGUUGGAGGAACUAGAUACAUGAUUUAUAAAACAGGGAUAUAGGGUUUUGACAGCAUAUAUGUACAUGCUAUUAUACUGGACGCUUUAUAUAUGAUGGCGGUUGCAUAUUAGAUAGACGAAGAGAGUAUGAUAUCAUUUUGCGUUUCUUUCAGCCACCAUAUCAGACGGAAGAUAGGUUCCAGUGGUUGACUCAGAAGCCAUGGCUUGCAAAAAAGAGGUACGGACUGAAUAAGCUUGAAUUUAAAUUUUAUACUAGGCCUGCGUGAUAAUAAUCUACCUAUCAUUGUUCUCGCA